Messenger RNA from Scleropages formosus (Asian bonytongue), 1944 nucleotides. RefSeq names its product steroid receptor RNA activator 1 (gene sra1). Lineage: Eukaryota; Metazoa; Chordata; Actinopteri; Osteoglossiformes; Osteoglossidae. Gene Ontology annotation, cellular component: nucleus. Gene Ontology annotation, biological process: regulation of transcription by RNA polymerase II. Bases 155 to 835 code for a protein of 226 amino acids. The transcript has 5 exons. The record is from RefSeq and is a predicted model, not a curated record.
AAUUGGUUCGAUGAAGAUAUUCUCAUUGCAGCGCGUACAGUUUUAGGGAGGACGGAUAUUGUGCUGUUUUUUUUUUUUUUUUUUUUCCUUUCCUUUUCCAUCUUUACACGUGUCCCGGAUAUGCUGAGGUUGUGAUUUUUCAGGAAACAACGGUAUGGAAGAUCUGUAUGUUAAACCAGGAAACCAGGAGAGGGGCUGGAACGACCCUCCUCAGUUCUCGUACGGUUUGCAGACGGCUCCAGGAGGCCCCAAACGCAGCCUUCUCAAUAAAAGAGUGGCCCCUCCACAGCAGGAUGGCUCUCAGAGUCCUGUAGCUGGUAUGAACCCUCCUCCAAAGCUUCUCUCAACUCCACCUAUGAACCCUCUGACACCACCUCCUUGUGGGGUUGCCACACCUCCACGAUCAUACCCUGUGAUGGAACAAUCAGACACGUCACCCUCCCAACCAGAGAAUGAGCCCAAUAUCGAUGAUGUCAUCACGCUGCUCAGCUGGGCUCUGACAGCUUGUAGGUGUAGUGUGAAGAAGCAAGUCUGUGAUGAUAUUGAGAGGCGGAUGAAGCUUUUUGAAGACAUGUGGAGAAGUGAAAAACUCUCCCUUGGUGUCAGAAAAAGAAUGAACGUGCUGGUUCAAGAGAUGAAAAAGCAUAACUGGGAUAGAGCAGAUGAGAUCCACCGAGCCCUGAUUGUGGACCAUAUCAACGAGGUUGGUCAGUGGAUGGUAGGAGUGAAAAGGCUGAUUGCUGAAACCCGGACCCUGAGCCCAGAACUUCUGAAUGAUGGAGCCUCAAAUGAUGACCCAAGAUUGUCUUGUGGUGAUGAAACUGCGGCCAAGUAGAUCAAUGGGAUCAAUGGGACAUGUAUUAUCAAUUUUUGACACCCCCCAUUUUUUUUCUUUUUGGAUUUGGGAGCAACAUAGGUUUCACUGUUAGGAGAUACUCCUUCCUGUGUUUUAUUUUCCUCAAGUUCUUGUUCUUUAUAAUGGUUACAGGUGUUGGGAUAUCUUGUGCAGUCUUUUUUAAAACCUGUUUUGGAAUUCUCAUUGUUCCAAAUUAUGUGAUGCUGUAUACGCAUUUCUUUGCGUAUUUUUCUCACUUUCAUAGUAUUAUUUUUACAGUUGUCUCUGAAUUGCUGAUUAAAGUAAUGAAUAUUGUGUCAGCAUUGAUAUUCAGGAUGUUAACUUUAUUAAUGAUUUUGAAUGUUGGGAAUGUUCUGACAACUUCUGCCUUGUCACAUCCUCAAUCAGAUGUAUAAAAAGCUAAGCCCAUGCUAUUUAUGAAUGCAGUGUGUGUUAAUUUACACAGCUUUUCCUCCUUUCAGUCUGAAAAAAUGGUUAUCUGGAACAUCCUCACUACCCAGCCUUUGCUGCUGUCUGCCAGACAGUGAUUGCUUGUGAUGAAACCAUCCCUAAAUGCAGUCGCUGUAGAUUAUGUCGGAAUUGAAAUUGCUAUGAUCACAUGAUUGAGGUCUAUGUUACCGUCGUAAUCUGGAGGGGGAGACAACUGGAGAACGAGAAAAUCCCCCGAAAGUUUUGCAGGCUUUCAAAAAUAUUAAUUUUUUUCAAACUAAAAUGAUGUAGUAUAUUUUCUGUGCUGUUCUCCAAAGCAGUGAUGCAGCAAUGACAUUUGGGGUGUGUGUGUGUGUGUGUGUGUGUGUGUGUGUGUGUGUGUGUGUGUGUGUGUGUGUGUUUUUUUGACAAGGUUGUAUUGCAGUUACAGGUCGGUCACCUGAAGGUGGUGCAACGUGUUCACUUUUCUGCCGCACGUGCACUUGCUCAAAGGUCUCUUGUGAAAUGUUUACACCAGUUUACCACUACGAUUAGUUAACGCUUCCAGCCGCUACUACUUUACCUUAAAAUGCCCAAAAGAGCAGUUAAAAUUGUGAUAAUUUAAAUCUCAAAUACAAGUCUAAAUAUGUCAAUCUUUUUUUAAAUGUGGCAGUUUUUAU